This is a messenger RNA of Priapulus caudatus, 618 nucleotides long. RefSeq lists its product as uncharacterized. The transcript has 2 exons. Lineage: Eukaryota; Metazoa; Priapulida; Priapulimorpha; Priapulimorphida; Priapulidae. The record is from RefSeq and is a predicted model, not a curated record. Bases 1 to 618 code for a protein of 205 amino acids.
AUGUUGCUUGAGGCCGCUGUUGCUGCUCAGGGAUAUCACGAUGGUAGCCGGCACGGGGGUGUUCCUGAUGCUGCCGACGGAUGGGACAUCUGUUGUGCUAACUUCACGUUGAAAUCGGUGGCCGAUGAAUUUGAAUAUAAGUAUGGUAAGAAGGCAGCCGAUUUUGUAAGGAACCAGUUCUAUGUCGACGAUGGGCUUAGAUGUGACAGUGCAGCCCAAGGGGCGAUAAAUUUGGCACAUUCUGUCACUAAACUCGUUGCUGAACGUGGGUUUAGAGCGCACAAAUUUGUGUCACAUAGUAGGGAAGUGUUAAAGGCCAUACCACAAUCAGAAUGGGGAAAGAACAUUCAGAAACUCGACUUGAAGUAUGCCGAUUUGCCAAUAGAGAGGACAUUGGGCAUGGAAUGGCAUGUUGAGUGUGACGCAUUCGGAUUCAGCCUUAACCUGAGGGACAAACCCCUCACGCGUAGGGGAAUUCUGUCUACAGUCGCGUCUAUAUUUGAUCCCCUAGGGUUGGUUUCCCCUGUUAUCUUGCGUGGGGAGGCUAUCUUGAAGGAGCUAUGUCAACAGAAGGUGGAUUGGAACACCGAGAUACAAGACGACGUUAAGAUGAGAUAG